AGAUGACGAGGGCAAAUCACAUCCACAUCUUUUCGCCAAAAAAAAAAUGAACAGCUUGCUCGCGUGUCUGUGUACUCCGUAUAUCCGUAUUUCAUCAGUGUCCUGCUCACCUGCUGAGCUGCACUCACACUGUGCAUUUCACUGCAAACAGGUCGAACUCGCUGCCCAAGAAGCAAGAACCGGCGGCCAUGGCAGUAGGCAGUAGCAGAGGCCGAGCAUGGAGGAGCCGCCUCUCCUUCCCCUCUCCACGUCGUGGUGUUCCCGUGGCUGGCGUUCGGCCACAUGAUUCCGUUCCUCGAGCUCUCCAAGCGGCUGGCGCGGCGCGGCCACGCCGUCACCUUCGUGUCCACGCCGCGGAACGCCGCCAGGCUGGGCGCCGUCCCGCCGGAGCUCGCCGCGCGCCUGCGCGUCGCCGCGCUGGAGCUGCCGGGCGUCGAGGGCCUGCCCCGCGGCGCCGAGUCCACCGCCGACGUCCCGCCCGAGAAGGUCGGCCUGCUCAAGAAGGCCUUCGACGGCCUCGCCGCGCCGUUCGCCGACCUCGUCGCCGAGGCCUGCGCCGGCGCCAAUGGCGACGCCACCGCGGGGUUCUCGAGGAAGCCCGACUUCGUCAUCCACGACUUCGCGCAGAAUUGGAUCUGGCCGAUCGCCGAGGAACACGAGAUCCCAUGCGCCGUCUUCAUCAUCUUUCCGGCGGCGAUCCUCGCCUUCGUGGGCUCGCGGGAGGCGAACGAGGCGCACCCGCGGAGCACGGCGGCGGAGGACUACAUGGUCCCGCCGCCGUGGAUCGACUUCCCCACCACCAUGGCGCAUCGCCGCCACGAGGCGCGGGCCAUCGCCGCCCUGUUCCGGCCCAACGACUCCGGCGUGUCCGACGUGGAGCGCUUCUGGGAGAUGCAGCGGCCCUGCUGCCGCCUCGUCGUGCUCCGCAGCUGCCCCGAGGCCGAGCCCCGGCUGUUCCCGCUCCUCACCGAGCUCUACGCCAGGCCGGUCGUCCCCGCCGGCCUCCUCCUGCCCGACGAGCUCGUCGGCGGCGACGACGACGGCGCCCCGGGCGGCGACCGGCCGAUCCCGGACGUCGUGCGGUGGCUGGACGGGCAGCCCCCGCGGUCCGUCGUCUACGUCGCUCUCGGGAGCGAGGCGCCGGUGACGGCGGAGCACGUGCGGGAGCUCGCGCUCGGGCUGGAGUUCUCCGGCGCGCGCUUCCUCUGGGCGCUCCGGCGGCCGGUCGGGCACUCCGGCGAGCUCCUCCCGGACGGGUUCGAGCGCCGCGUCGCGGGGCGCGGCGUCGUGCGCGCCGGGUGGGUGCCGCAGGUGCGCGUGCUGGCGCACGCCGCGGUGGGCGCGUUCCUGACGCACUGCGGCUGGGGCUCCACCGUGGAGAGCCUCUUCCGGUUCGGGCACCCCCUCGUGAUGCUGCCGUUCGUCGCCGACCAGGGCCUCAUCGCGCGGGCCAUGGCGGCGCGCGGGGUCGGCGUCGAGGUGCCGAGGAACGAGGACGACGGGUCGUUCCGCGGGGACGACGUGGCGGCGGCGGUGCGGCGGGUGAUGGAGGAGGAGGAGGGCCAGGAGCUCGCGCGCAAUGCCAGGGAGCUGCAGGAGGUUGUGGGGGACAGGGCGAGGCAGGAGCAGUAUGUUGAUGAGCUCGUGGAUCAUCUGCGACGCUGUAAAUAAAUGAAGUGCGUGUAGGUCCACGUGGAUCAGAUAGAGAGAUUAUGAAAAGCUGGUUUGUAGUUUGGGGUUUGUAAAAGCUAGAUUGUUAAAACUCAAGUCUGUUUGAAUCGCUCUAUUUUAUCAGGGAUUUGGAUUGUUGCCUUUGAACGAAAACAGUCUAUAAUGACCUUGGCAGGAGUGGCUGGGUAAAUCUAAGGUGUGUUUGGAUGUGCUAAA
Molecule: messenger RNA, 1887 nt
Organism: Panicum virgatum (switchgrass)
Lineage: Eukaryota; Viridiplantae; Streptophyta; Magnoliopsida; Poales; Poaceae
Product: putative UDP-rhamnose:rhamnosyltransferase 1
Exons: 2
Coding region: 283-1671 (462 amino acids)
Molecular function (GO): UDP-glycosyltransferase activity
Source: RefSeq, a predicted model, not a curated record